UUUCAUAGAUGUAUUGACUGCAUCGUUCAUCAUGUAAGUUCAGUGAGCCUUAAAUUCCAGUCUGCUGAUUCGCCUAUUAUAAACCGAGAAGAUGAAAGCGGCAAAGAAUAUCAGUAUCUCGAAAAAGGCAUGGACCUAUCCGGGUUUUAUCAAAGUCUGGAAUGGGACCUGAUGUCCCUAACAUCACAGCGUCACGAGCAAUUGUAUCCUGGAUGUUGCGGGCAGGACUUCUAUAUCGAUGUGACAUUUGAUAUAGCGUUAAGAAGGAAAACUCUAUUCUACACUGUGAACCUGGUCAUACCAUGCAUGCUAAUAGCAAUCUUGACCACAUUCGUAUUCUACAUUCCUCCUAUUGAGCACAAAAUGACGUUCUCCAUUUCGAUCUUGGUGUCACUUACUGUGUUCUAUCUCGUUCUGAUUGAACUGAUUCCACCUACAUCUCUGGUUAUUCCCUUGAUAGGGCGAUACCUUUUAUUCACAAUGUUCUUGGUCGCAAUGUCAAUUCUUUUGUCUGUCCUUUCACUGAAUUACUAUAGACGAGAUGGCUCUGCUCAUCCUAUGCCUCACUGGAUGCAAGCCGUCUUCAUUGAAACGUUGCCGAAAUAUAUUGGCAUCAAAAAGGCUGAAGAAGACGAAAUAAGUGACCGCGGGAGCAGUACUUCUGAAAUCGGUCAAUUUCUCGAUUCUUCACGUCGACCAUCACCAUACUUCCUUACUGUCCCCACAGCGAUACAAGACGAUGGGCAGAAACGAACGAGAGGUGAAAUCAACAAGAUGCGAUUAUCGCAAUUGGCUCAUCUACGCGGAAUGCACCCGGAUUUGAUACGUAGAAUGAUCGACAACGUCUCGUUCAUUGCGGACCAUUUUCGAGCGAUGAAAAAAGAAGACAAGAUAUCUUCCGACUGGUCCUAUGUUGCUAAUGUCAUCGAUCGAUUGGUUUUGAUUAUUUUUACAUUCGUGAAUAUUGCUGGUACGGUUCUCAUAAUACAGAACUCACCAAUGUUAUUCGAUCAUACGGAGCCAAUGAAAAUAGGUGCUGCGACUCGACCGCUCUCUGGUGACACUUUUGAAAAUGCCUUCGAUGCGAAUUUCACACAGGAAAGUUGGUGGAAGAACUCUGAAGGACUCUAA
Molecule: messenger RNA, 1131 nt
Organism: Cooperia oncophora
Lineage: Eukaryota; Metazoa; Nematoda; Chromadorea; Rhabditida; Trichostrongylidae
Source: the annotation of a GenBank genome assembly